AUGGAGCGUCCGCGAGCCUCGGGUCGUCGAUACGAGCUCUCACAGCUCCUGCGAGUUCUUCUGUUGCGCCACCGCCUGAAAUACACAUUCUCACGGACUAUGCACGUGAAUGCACAAAUAUGCACAGAAACGCACAUGCAUGCGGAACGGCGUAUGAAUAUCUUUAUCGUUGUCUCGCUCAAUGAGUACUCAUCUUGGACGAUGCAUGGGGCUCGGCAAUACGGAGUUUCCCGCACUGAACUAGGGAGGGCCUGCGCUGCCUACGCGGCGAUUCUAUGCAAGGCGGAGCGCUUUCUCUCGGGUUCUCCAAAUCGGUGCGCAACGGCUCUGACGCGCGCGUAUCUUUUUUCGAGCUGCUGGCGCCUGGCGGCGCCGAGGGCCCAGCCGAUUGUCAGCCUGCGGUUUGGCUGCGGAACCUCGUUUGAAUGCUCUCUGCAUUCCACUAUGAAACGGACUGGCACGACGUGGCGCUGGCCGGAACUAUUUUACAGGGAUUUGCGGAGCAAGCGCAGGGUCUCUGCCAGAAGUGAAGUGUUUACUACUGCUUCUGAAUGUUUACGACAAAAUCUGUUUGAUACUAUCCACGAAUAUACUACUGCACGAAGAGGCUAUCACAUUUUACGCAUCGAGUGUAUCUCGUGCUGGCGCUAUGAGCCGGCCAUUCGAGAGGCUUCACCGGCGUCCGAACGGCGCUUUGUCAACGUUCCGCGGGUGUUCUUCGGAAUUUUCGCCGACAGGCCCCGUGCACCAACAGGCACGUGGUGUACAGUGUAG
Messenger RNA from Lachancea thermotolerans CBS 6340, 774 nucleotides. Its product is annotated as KLTH0D17072p. The record is from RefSeq and is a predicted model, not a curated record. The transcript has a single exon. The coding region runs from base 1 to 774 and encodes 257 amino acids. NCBI's taxonomy places the organism in Eukaryota, Fungi, Ascomycota, Saccharomycetes, Saccharomycetales, Saccharomycetaceae.